GGAAGUGGAAGCCAUCUUUUCGAAUUUUAAAAUUUCGAAGUUGGUAUAGUUUUUUGUGGAUUUUCUCACCAUCUGUACACACUUAACGAGGAAUGACUUUGCGAGCAGCUUUCCAAGGUAAAACAAAUGACAAAAUAUUGAGACGACACCAGAAAAAACGCCAUCAUGUUUAAUUUUAUGAAAAAAGACAAAGAAGAAAGAGAACGUAAGAAAAAAGAGAAAAAGGAAAAGAAAGAUAAAAAGUCCAAAGAUAAAGAACAACCGCUCACCCAAGAGGAAUUACAACGUCUAGAAGCAGCAAGGCAGGGAUUACUCCGAUCUGGAAGUGAUGUCGGUUACUCCCGCCCUACAGCGGGAAAUGAAGUGGAGAGGUCAAAGAGCUAUAAAGAAAAGCGUGAACUAUUCGAAUCGGGAAGCCAAUCUAGUCUUAACUCCAAUGGAUCAAACAAUCCGAACAGUUCAACGUUUGUUAGUUAUACUAAAGUAGAAUUAGGUGGUAACGGACAGAAACAAGGACAUGGCCCACCAGUGCCUAUUAAACCCAAACGUGGCAUUUUGAAAGAUAAAUCAAGCUAUGGAGCAGGUGUAUCCCACCCUAUUCCAAACCCAGAUGAUAUGCUUUAUGGGUCAGCUCUUUUAGAGGAGGUCACUCUCAAGAAUGAAUUAAUGUCUGGGGAGCAUACUCCUGUAAAUCGCCCCCCACCUAGUCAAAACCAACCCACCCAAGCCAAAGCUUUUAAAUCAGUUCCACCAAUAGUUAUUAAAUCUGUAGAAUCAUCUUCUGCUCACCAAUCAGCUUCUAAUGGUAUUGUUAAUGGUGACAGAGAGAGGUCAAAUUCGGAGAAAUCUGAUAAUGAAGUUCUACCAAAUUUUAGUGAUAUUCCGCCACCACCUUUGUCACCUUAUGAAAAAACCUAUGAUGUGAAUCUGAAACUUCCUCCGAUUGCACCGCCCAAACCCUCAAGAAUUCGAACCCUGCAGCUUAAACGACAACCCAAAGGAGAUUUUGGGUUCACAUUACGUCGCGGCUCAGUCUUAGAACGAGGCUAUGAGGAUAACUCAGAGCGGAAACGAACCGUUAUUUUCGCUGAACCUGGAAUGGGAUUACGCAAUGCAGCAUCGACUGGAUUACUACCCGGAGACCGUCUCGUAGAAGUCAAUGGAGUUAAUGUUGAAAACUCAUCCCGAGAAGAAAUCGUUGAGCUGAUCAAGAAAUCGGGAGAUGUAGUUGAGUUGAAAGUGCAGCCUAUCCCUGAAUUGAGUGAAUUAAGCUCAAGAACAAGCAACGAUGGGGGAGAAGUUCCACUAGAUGAGCAUGCAAAGACUGGAACUCUUCAAAGGAGUGGCAGUAUGAGAUAUAAGAAACAACAGGCCAGAUCAGAUGUGCAGCUUGCAGAGACGAAGGCGUGGUCUGAUGGCAAUCACGUAUGGCUGGUACACAAAGGAGGCUUUGCGGGAGGCAAACUACUCAAAGAGGCACCUGAGAAGGAUGGACACGUUAAGAUUCAGUUGGACCAUGGGGAGGCGAUUCUUGAAGUCGAUGAGGAAGAUGUUCACAAGGCAAAUCCACCAAAGUUUGACAGAUGUGAAGACUUGGCAUCACUUCGAUACUUGAAUGAGAGCAGUAUGUUGCAUACUUUACGUCAGCGCUAUGGAAGUAACCUGAUCCAUACAUACGCUGGUCCCUCAUUGGUCGUUUUUAACCCCAUGCAUCCUCUGUCCAUUUACUCGGACAAGGUGAUCCAGAUGUUUAGAGGCUGCAAACAAGAAGAUAUGCCACCUCAUAUUUAUGCCACAGCGCAAGUUGCCUACAGAUCCAUGCUAGCAACACGUCGUGAUCAAUCCAUCGUCUUUCUUGGUCGAAGUGGAAGUGGGAAAACGGCAAAUGCGAAACAUGUCAUGCAUUAUCUGACGGCAGCUGCAGGAUCAGUCAAUAAUUUUGUUACAGUUGACAAGCUCAACGCUACAGGGGUGCUUUUAGACGCUUUUGGGAAUAGUCGGACUAUAAUGAACACAAACGCUUCAAGGUUCUCCCAGAUUACAAGCCUUGAUUUUGACCAUUCGGGUCAAAUUGCCGGUGCUUCCAUACAGGUGCUUAUGUUGGAGAAAUCACGGGUUGCUAGGCGACCAGAGGGAGAGCCAACUUUUCAUAUUUUCUAUCAGAUGUUAGCGGGUUUAAGCUCAGAGUUGCGUAACCAAUUGCAGCUGAAUACACUGAAUGAGCCCAACCUGUAUAUGACACCACUACAACGUGCUGAAGAUCGUCAGAAAGCUUGCCAGUCCUGGGCGAAGAUCCAGCAUUCUAUGACCAUAUUAGGUAUACGGGAUGAUGAAAAGAUCGCAUUACUCUCUGUCUUGGCAGCAAUUUACCAUUUGGGGACAGCAGCCGCUGUAAAAGGGAACAGUGGGAAAUACCAAUUUGCACGACCAGCUGCAGCUCAGAAGGCUGCUAGUGCCCUUGGGACAACCCCUGAGGAUCUUGCACGGAACAUUUUCUCCCCAGCCCCAACAGCCUCUCUCCCUAGACCUUCUCAGUCCUUCAGAAGUCCAUCUCCUCUUGGAAAAAUGGAUUUUGCCGAGGUGUCCAAUGGUAUUGAAGCCCUGGAAGGAUUUGUUACAGGCCUCUAUUCUUCAGUCUUUGAUGCCCUUAUUAGUCUUAUUAACAGAGCAUUGUUGUCGAAUCAUCGUAGUAACAACUCAAUCAUUGUGGUAGAUGUCCCAGGAUUCCAAGCUCCUGCGUUAUGUGGCAGGACUGGUGGUGCCACCUUUGAUGACUUGGGUCACAAUUACUUGCAAGAACGUCUCCAAUUGUUGAACCAUGACCUGACUCUAACAUCCCAGUUAGACGUUUAUGCACAGGAAAACCUUGACCUUGAUCUAGAGGAGGUGCAAGGAAGUCCAGAGGCAAUGGUCAGCCUUUUAGACAAAGCUUCACAGCAGGCCAUGGUGAGAUCUGGUAACAUCAGUGACAAGGAACAAAGAGGGUUGCUAUGGCUACUAGAUGAAGAAGCCAUUUUCCCAGGAUCCUCAGAGUCCUCUUUUAUGGAGCGACUCUUCAUGCAUCAUGGUAGCCCUGCCGAUAAGCUACUAAGUCCUAAGCGAAAGGCACGUGAACGGCGUCAAGGGCAAGGAAUGUUACGUCAUGCCAACAAUGAAAACCAGUUUACUUUGGCUCAUUUCCAAGGCAACUGUCCCGUGACUUAUGACUGCACUGGUUGGUUGAAACUGUGUCGGGAAAAUCCAUUGACGAAAGCCGCCGCGACAGUAUUAGCUGACUCACAGAAAGAGAAUGUGAACUUGUUAUUCAGCACAAUGCGAGGGCCAACAAGUAGCAGCAUGACAGGGUCACUGGUGGGAAUGGAUGGUACAUCCUCUUUACGACGUACAUCAAGUUUACGACGAUCCUACACUACAGGAACUGCUGGACUCAAACGUCGCUCAGUCUGUUUGCAAAUGAAGUUUCAAGUGGACUCCCUAUUGGAUACUCUACGCAAAAGUACAAGUCACUUUGUGCAUUGUCUUCUGCCGCAACACAAUGCUGGCCUAUGUGAUUUGAAGACCCCUGUAGUGGCAAAGACGGAAGAUGAUAUCGUCCUCAAUGUUCCCCUUCUUAGAAACCAGCUUAGGGGAUCACAGAUCUUAGAUGUCAUCAGAAUACACAGACAAGGUUUCCCUGAACAUAUGCAGUUCUCCGAAUUUGUGCGAAGAUUUGGUGUGUUGGUGGAUGCCAAGAUGAACACAGAAGAUGAGAAAGAAAAUGUAGAACAACUGAUUGCUUUGCUAGAAGUUGAAAGGAAUAAUCAUAAACUAGGGCUUAGUCAGGUGUUUUUCCGUGCUGGAGGACUUGCUAGACUUGAAGAUGCACGAGACACCAAGAUUACUGGACAACUGGUCGUCUUUCAGGCGAAAUGCCGUGGCUACCUGGCCAGGAAGAAACUCCAACAACUCAAAGUUCAGCAUUUGGCAGUCAGUUGUAUCCAAAGAAAUGUCCAGAAGUUUAUGGGAAUCAGGGAUUGGACAUGGUGGAAACUAUAUACCAAAGUACAACCUUUGCUCAAUGUUCACCGCACGGAGGAAGAACUCAAAGAAAGAGAGGAGGAAACUGAACUAUUGAAAGCGAAACUGGAGAAAGUGGAAAAAGAGCGCAAUCAGUUGAGGAUUACAUGCGAGAGACUGGAAACUAAGCUUAAUGAGUUGACAGCAGACUAUGCCGAGGAGAAUGCCACAUCAUUACAGGCCAGUGAGCUACUUGAGGCAGAGACGGCAGAUAGGUUACGUUUGGAGAAAGAAUUACGAGAAUUACAGGCAAAAUUUAACUCAAGUGAAAAGCGUAACUACCAAUUGGAGAUGGAAGUCACACAGACCAGGAUGUGGAAUGUCUCAGCCAUUGAUAGUGACGAAGAUGAAACAGACGGUGACUCUAUCUACAAGGAUCGCUAUGACAAACUAAAGAGGGAGCUUCAGAUGACUCGUCAACGUCUCACGCAGGAACACACUGAGGAAAUGGAUCAAGCGACCAAUAAACAGAAGGCAUUGGAGCGCAAAAUGAAUGAGAUGAUUGAAGAGAAUGACAAUCUUCACCGCCAGAUUCAGAAUCUGCGUCGUAAAUCUAGUCGCUUGACACAGGAACAGAAUGACGCAAAAUUACAUCUCGAUGAACAGAUCAACCGAAAUUCAGAUCUGGAAAAGAAACAACGAAAGUUUGACACGGAGCUAAAUAAACUGACCAAUGAGCUUAAAGACGAGAAGCACCAUCGAGAAAAGUUGCAGCGGGAAAGAGAUGAACUACAGGGAGAAAAGUACACAAUAGAUCAGGCUUAUAAGACAUUGAAGAUGGACUCAGACAUGCAGACGGAGAAACUGCAGACUCUUGAGAGAGAUCUGGAAGAUUUGUCAUCCAAAGGAAGUAAAGAUUCAGAUAAACAGAUCCUGGCAUUGAAACGUGCAAAAGCAGAGCUUGAGGCCAAGGUGACUGACCAGGAAGAAGAACUUGAUGAACAAGCUGGAACUAUACAACAACUAGAGCAGGCCAAACUGAGGCUGGAGAUGGAUGCUCAGAAGUUGCGUCAACAGCAGAAUAAAGAGCAAGAAGAACGAGACACUGAGAUUGAAGAGAUGAGAUACUCUACCCAAAAGAAGGUCAAGGCCAUGGAAGUCCAACUCGAUGAAGAAUACGCAGAAAAACAGUCAGUAAUUCGUGAAAAGAAAGAUUUAGAAAGACAACUUGCAGAAAUGCAAGACAUUGUACCCAAUAGGGAUCGUGGAGUGGAAAAGAGGCUGCGUAAUGAUUUGAAACGAACACGUGCUUUAUUGCAUGAUGCGCAAACAAUGUUGGAAAAACAAAAGAAAGAUAUGGCAGGAAAGAGCGCAAUUAAGCAGCUCCGAAAUCAGCUUGACGAUGCAGAGUUUGCAACGGCAGCGGCAGUAAAGGCCAGGAAAAGUAUGGAGUCUGAAAUAAGCGAUCUACAAAGACAGAUUGAUGAUGUCACCAAAUCUAAGGCUGAUACUGAAGAGAGAUACAGUGUUCUAAUGAGAGAGAAGAAUGACAUCCUCACAAACCUAGAAGACUCUGAGGAAGAAAUGGCUGAAAUCAUGAAGAAAUACAAGGCAGCUGUACAACAGCAUUCUGUUGACCAGAUCACUUUGAGGGAUAACUCUGAGCAGAUAGAACUUCUCACCAAAGAGAAAGAACUUCUCAAAGAACAGGUUUCAUCACUGGGUAGCAAAGUUGGUUACCUAGAGGGCAGCACAGUAGAUAAACACGUCCAAGAUCGCCACGAGGCGAGAAUCCGAGAAUUAGAAUCCCGUCUCCAGUAUGAGGAAACAACGAAACAACGACUAGAAUCCCAAACAACACGUCAUAAACAACAAGUUGAAAGUUUAACUAAAAACAUUGAUAUUUCUAAAAGUAAUGAAACCCAAGCACAGGAUCUGUUGAAGAGAGUCCAGCGGGAAUUGAGGGACUUGCGAGAAGAGACUGGGGACAUCCAGGCCAGGGAUGCAGAAAGUACUCAAAGGAAAGCAGACCUAGAGCGUAAAGUUGAGACACUGGAGAUAGAAUAUGAAGAGAGCCAGGCAGACUUGAAGCUUGCAUUUAAACGAAUUCAGGAUCUACAGGCAGUUAUAGAAGAAGAUAUGGAUUCUGAUCUCUCACUUACAGAUAGUGAAUUUGAAUCAGACUCGGAUUUAGACGAUUCCUACAUGAUUCCAUCUCCAAGUCAUCGGACAGGAAGUCACAGUAGUCUCGAUCGGGCACCCCCUAUGGCCAGCAUUGAUCUUCACAUGCCCAGUAAUAACCAAUCAGAAUUAUAGAAUCAUCAGAGGGCAGGGGACUCCAUAAACCAAACAAAAAUAUAAACAAAGUUCUUCAAGAUGACAUUGCAAGCAGUAACCAUGGCAAACUAGGACCCCUUGAUAUAACUGAAGAUGGAGAUAGUUCUGAAAAUAUUAAAAUGGAAACGACAGGAAAAACCAAAAUAGAAAAAACACGAAGUUAUACAGACUCUGAUGUUUUUGAUUAUGGCGAAUCAAAAACUAAGAAAUACGGAAGAAACAUAAACAAUACUACAGCACAAGAUACAAUUAUACAAUAUAGUGACACAAAUAUUAAUUUUAGUAACGCUAACAUUCAAGAAAGUAACGCUAGCAUUCCUCAAAGUGACUACAAGGAUUUCACGCAAGAAAUGGAGUUAAAUUCGCCAUCGUCUCCAACCGUGAAAAAGAUUUAUGAAAACGGAGCUUUUCUCUGAAAUUGGUAGCUUAACUCAAAUCCAACAGUAAGCCUGUUUAGGACUGAUAAUUUCUCAUUUAUAAACAUUAAUGAUACAUUUUGAUGAUAUCAUCUAAACACCUAAAAAUUCUAUGAAUAAAGUUAAGCAGUUGUUUUUUAAAAAGUUGAAUAGAGUGAAAAAUGGGCCCAGGAUGUGACAGCAUUAAUAGGCAUAAGGUUAACACUCUAGAUUUUAAAGAAAUUUGGCGAAAAAUAAGUUAGUUAUUUCAAAUUCCGGAGACCAAUGGUAUGAAAUUAGCAUUGGAAUAUGCAAGUUUUAGUGUGGGAGGAUGGACAUUAUUUCUGAAUAACACUAAUGUGAUAAAAUAUAUCUAAUCCCCUAAUUUUAGAUCAAAAAGGAUCUUGAUAUCUAAGUAUGGUUUUCAUUAAGUAGAUUAAGUGGAAUCAGAGCUCAUGACUUUUAUAGCCUUUGCAAAGAUUGAAAUUCCAUCUCAUAUUACUAAGUCGCUUAAAAAAGCAAUACAGUAAAACGUUUCAAUGUGAAAAUUUCUUUUUGUUGAUUUUAUUACUGGUCACUCAACUGUUUGACCAAGUAAUUGAUUAAUCAGCUGUAAAAAAAAUAAUUUUACCUGUAAAAGUUAUUUCAACAAAAUAUGUUUUUUAACAUAAGUGGCGUGCAGAGCUAAAUUACUCAAAUAUGAAUAAAAGGAAACUGUUUUUGUGAAAGUGUUCACUGUGUGUGGAAUGUUCUCUGCUUGACACUUGCAUUCUGAUGAUUAAGGUGGCUCUAGUAUGGCAGCUUUGUGCCUCUGUAUCUAUGACAACUGUACGCAGCCUUACAUGAAAAAUCCAAUGCUUCACCUACCUUAAGGUAGGCUCACUAGGACAACCUUUGACAUGUUGGCAUGAAGACAGUAUGAAGACCAACACAUAAAAUAUUCUAUCUGUUCCCACCUUAAUCUUGCUUUUAACUAGCAUCUUGAAUUCUCCUAGAUCAUUGUCUUUAUACUAUUUUCUACAGUUUGGCUCAAAAUAUUCUAAAAAAUAUUUGAUAAUUAUCAAGUAAAUCAUACAUGUAAGUCAGCAAGUUAAUAAUUGUACCAUAAAUGUAUUAAUCCAUCCAAACAAUUAUUUAACAUGUUAUAUUUUGUUAUCAGCUUUUUAGGCUGAAAUUUUUUCACCAAGUAUGUAUUUUUAUGAGGCAGUCAAAUGUCAAAUUAUAGUUUGAACUAGAUUGGGGGAGGGAAAGUGGGACAUUAUUAUUUAACAGACUUUUAAUUAGACAUUAAUUGAAAAGGUAUCUAUCAAAUGACAAAGUUAGAUAUUCAUAUAUGUUUUUGAUGAUUUCGUUACAUUAAUGUAAUCAUACACAUCUUGAUAUGAAAUAAUUUGUUAAAAUACUGUGAAUAACAAUAGGUGUAUCAUUCUUUUAUCAUUCAUGAUGUAAGUCUUGGCGUGAUAUAAGCACCUCAGAGGCUUUCAAUCCCCCCAGCCGAUUUCUAAAGCAUUUCUAAGAAAGCUAUAAUUAAUAUGGCAAAUUGUCUGUUUUUAAUGGGACCUGUUACACAGCCAGGUAGAAUUGUUUGCUUACUAAUUAUUUUGACAACUAGCUUUGUAACGAAGGAUGUUGUGCCUGUGAAACACCUCAAAGAUCCUUGUUAAGAAGCUUUUCGUAAAAAUGCUUCAUUUAUAAUUUUAACAUGUACUAGGUGAAUAACCACAAUGACGUACUUUGGCUGCACUCUUAGUACAGUGACAUUGCGAAAGAAAACUUAAUGUCACUUUUUGUUAUUCAUUUUUGGGAUAUAAGCUCUGUUUAAUAAUGCAGGAUCAGUUUAAUAAUACCAAAUAUGGUAAAAAGUAAGAUAUAUGCUAAUUAUAAUAAAAGCUAAUUAUAAUAUAAUGUAAUUGUACAUGUAUAUGAAUCAUAAAUCACACCAGCCACAUUUUAUAAUUAAAUUAAUAGUACAUGUAUCUAAUUUCGUGUACGUUACCGGAAGUGUUCAUUAUGGUAUAAAUUCCUAAAUCUAUUGUUCAUGUUACUAUGACAGUAUGAUGAUGUCAUGAUUUCCAUGACAACAACAACAAUGGAUUAAGGAAUUUUCAUAGGGAAGAUUGUUUUCGAAAUGUGACCUCAUUUAAAAUGCCAUAUAUGGUAAAAUUUUAUAUGUACAUUAUAAGCUCCAUAUAUGGUAAAAAAAUCUCAGUACAUGUACAUUAUAAGCAAAUCACGGUUAUAUUGAAGGCAAAUGUAAUUUUGCAUGUAUAAACAAGCUACACAAAAUCAUAUGUUUUCUAUGCAUGUAAGUGCUGGUCAUAUAUCAAUCAAUCUCUGCAUUAUAUUAUGCCAAAAAUAUAUGUAUGUAUUGUAUUGUAUAGCCACUGGGGAUUAAUACAAAUAAAUAUUUUAAAAGCUG
This is a messenger RNA of Owenia fusiformis, 9147 nucleotides long. NCBI's taxonomy places the organism in Eukaryota, Metazoa, Annelida, Polychaeta, Sabellida, Oweniidae. The record is from the annotation of a GenBank genome assembly.